CCGCAGGGUGGAGGAAGAGACUGACUGACAGACAGACUGUCUACCUGCUACCGCUGAAUAACUAUUCGCAGCAGGUAGACACCAUGAACUAUGUGGGGAAGCUGGCGGGCCAGGUACUGGUGACUGUGAAGGAGCUGUAUAAAGGAAUCAAUCAGGCCACCCUGUCGGGCUGCAUCGACGUGAUUGUGGUCCGUCAGCCUGACGGGACAUUCCAGUGCUCUCCUUUUCAUGUCCGCUUCGGGAAACUUGGAGUUCUGCGCUCCAGGGAGAAAGUGAUUGACAUCCAGAUCAACGGAGAACCUGUGGAGCUGCACAUGAAGCUUGGAGACAAUGGAGAGGCCUUUUUUGUGCAAGAAUCAGAGCAAAACAGUGAAAACAUUCCCGCCCACUUGGUGACAUCACCCAUUCCCACGGAAGAGGUUCUGAUCAGGAACAGAGAAGCCAGAUGUGCAGCAUCAGCAGAGACCUGUCAGCCCCUUGUCCUAGAGCCGGACUCAACAAACCAUCAACUUUGCUCAAGCUCAUCUGGAAGGAAGAAGAGACGUCGACGAAGGAGGCACAAAACUGAGCCACGCAAGGAGGAGCAGACAUGUGCAGGAGGAGAGCAGGAGGUGUGUGAGUGCAGUUCAGAUGAGGAGCAGCAUGCAAACAGCGGAAGAGCAUCAUCCCUGUCGGGGAUGAAAGACAACAUGGAGCAAAGGCAGCACUCUCCUCUCACCGCCUUGGAAUGGGACAGCUACCCUUUUUCUGAUGGAGACUGGUCUCCCUGCCCCUUUAAUUUGUGUGAGCCAGCGUCGCCCAAAAGUGACUCUGAGCUGAUGGUGAAGCCGACAGAGAGCAUGUUCAGGUCUGAGUCCCACAUGCAGUGGAGCUGGGGGGAGCUUCCUGAAUCAACAAGGGUCAACAAAAAGCCUGAGACAAAAACGCUGUGCAUCACCCCAUCAGAGAGCACACAUUUCAGGGUCAUUCUGAGCUCUGAGGACUUGGAAGAAGAGCCGAUCAUAAAGCAGAGCUCACCAGAGCCUGCUUGUAAUAUUGUGAAGCCAGAACCUCGGAUGGUUAAACCUCAUCAGUGCAGCUGCAGCCCUCAGCCUCCUGAAUCAAACAGUGCAAACACCACUGGACCAAAGCACGACUUUUCAGUUUUGAAGUCGAGUAGCUUUUCCUCUGACACAACUCCAACAAUUUCAGACUCAAGUUCAAAAAAUGAACGAAAGCCAAAGUGGACAUCUUCACCUCCAAAUCGCAGGAACAGCAUUUCUGCUCCUGGUACAAGAAGCAAAGAAGCUGGAGACCUUUCGACUGGUGGUCCUGAUACUAAAGCCUCAUCUAAGACCACAGACUCACCUGUGAAAAGAAAAGUUGUGAGGAAGAGGAGCCAACACCAAGGGCCUGAAGAUAUAUACCUAGAAGACCUGAGCGCUCUUGAGCCUGAUGUUGCUGCUCGGUACUUCCCAAAAAGUGAGUGUGAGCAAGUAUCAAAGAACUGGGUGGAGACGGGACGGAGCUCUGGAUCCCAGUCGCCCCAGUCAGUGGGGAGUGCAGCAGCAGACAGUGGCACAGAGUGUCUGUCCGACUCUCCAAGUGACCUGCCUGAUGUGACGCUAUCGCUGUGUGGAGGCGUGGGCGAGAACUCAGAGAUCCCAAAAGAAAAAUUCAUGGAGCACAUGAUCACCUACAAUGACUUUGCAGAGAAUCCAGCAAUUAUCGACAAUCCAAACUUGGUGGUCAGAAUUGGAAACAGAUAUUACAACUGGACUCUAGCGGCACCUUUGAUUCUCAGCAUGCAAGUUUUCCAGAAAAACCUGCCGAAGAAUACAGAAGAGGCCUGGGUGAAGGAGAAAAUGCCCAAGAAGUCUGGACGCUGGUGGUUCUGGAGGAAGAGCAGCACAAAGCAGUUAUCAACUGAGAGCAAGUUGGAGAGACAGGAGUCAGUGAGCAGAGAGAGUCCUGCACUCCGGGCCCCAGAAACACAGCAGAAGGCUCCAGAGUGGUCCAGUGAUGAGGAGACCAAAGAGCUGAAUGGUGCAGAGCCAGGUCUUAAACCUACUGAACACGUGCGAGCAGAAGGCACGGCUCCAUGUCACUCCUACAGGAAAUCCCUCCGCCUGUCGUCUGAUCAGAUCGUAAGUUUAACGGUCCAAACUGUGUCCGAAAACAUUCCCGCCCACUUGGUGACAUCACCCAUUCCCACGGAAGAGGUUCUGAUCAGGAACAGAGAAGCCAGAUGUGCAGCAUCAGCAGAGACCUGUCAGCCCCUUGUCCUAGAGCCGGACUCAACAAACCAUCAACUUUGCUCAAGCUCAUCUGGAAGGAAGAAGAGACGUCGACGAAGGAGGCACAAAACUGAGCCACGCAAGGAGGAGCAGACAUGUGCAGGAGCAGAGCAGGAGGUGUGUGAGUGCAGUUCAGAUGAGGAGCAGCAUGCAAACAGCGGAAGAGCAUCAUCCCUGUCGGGGAUGAAAGACAACAUGGAGCAAAGGCAGCACUCUCCUCUCACCGCCUUGGAAUGGGACAGCUACCCUUUUUCUGAUGGAGACUGGUCUCCCUGCCCCUUUAAUUUGUGUGAGCCAGCGUCGCCCAAAAGUGACUCUGAGCUGAUGGUGAAGCCGACAGAGAGCAUGUUCAGGUCUGAGUCCCACAUGCAGUGGAGCUGGGGGGAGCUUCCUGAAUCAACAAGGGUCAACAAAAAGCCUGAGACAAAAACGCUGUGCAUCACCCCAUCAGAGAGCACACAUUUCAGGGUCAUUCUGAGCUCUGAGGACUUGGAAGAAGAGCCGAUCAUAAAGCAGAGCUCACCAGAGCCUGCUUGUAAUAUUGUGAAGCCAGAACCUCGGAUGGUUAAACCUCAUCAGUGCAGCUGCAGCCCUCAGCCUCCUGAAUCAAACAGUGCAAACACCACUGGACCAAAGCACGACUUUUCAGUUUUGAAGUCGAGUAGCUUUUCCUCUGACACAACUCCAACAAUUUCAGACUCAAGUUCAAAAAAUGAACGAAAGCCAAAGUGGACAUCUUCACCUCCAAAUCGCAGGAACAGCAUUUCUGCUCCUGGUACAAGAAGCAAAGAAGCUGGAGACCUUUCGACUGGUGGUCCUGAUACUAAAGCCUCAUCUAAGACCACAGACUCACCUGUGAAAAGAAAAGUUGUGAGGAAGAGGAGCCAACACCAAGGGCCUGAAGAUAUAUACCUAGAAGACCUGAGCGCUCUUGAGCCUGAUGUUGCUGCUCGGUACUUCCCAAAAAGUGAGUGUGAGCAAGUAUCAAAGAACUGGGUGGAGACGGGACGGAGCUCUGGAUCCCAGUCGCCCCAGUCAGUGGGGAGUGCAGCAGCAGACAGUGGCACAGAGUGUCUGUCCGACUCUCCAAGUGACCUGCCUGAUGUGACGCUAUCGCUGUGUGGAGGCGUGGGCGAGAACUCAGAGAUCCCAAAAGAAAAAUUCAUGGAGCACAUGAUCACCUACAAUGACUUUGCAGAGAAUCCAGCAAUUAUCGACAAUCCAAACUUGGUGGUCAGAAUUGGAAACAGAUAUUACAACUGGACUCUAGCGGCACCUUUGAUUCUCAGCAUGCAAGUUUUCCAGAAAAACCUGCCGAAGAAUACAGAAGAGGCCUGGGUGAAGGAGAAAAUGCCCAAGAAGUCUGGACGCUGGUGGUUCUGGAGGAAGAGCAGCACAAAGCAGUUAUCAACUGAGAGCAAGUUGGAGAGACAGGAGUCAGUGAGCAGAGAGAGUCCUGCACUCCGGGCCCCAGAAACACAGCAGAAGGCUCCAGAGUGGUCCAGUGAUGAGGAGACCAAAGAGCUGAAUGGUGCAGAGCCAGGUCUUAAACCUACUGAACACGUGCGAGCAGAAGGCACGGCUCCAUGUCACUCCUACAGGAAAUCCCUCCGCCUGUCGUCUGAUCAGAUCGCUAGCCUGAAGCUGAGAGAUGGACCAAAUGACGUCACAUUCAGCAUAACCACUCAGUAUCAGGGAACAUGUCGCUGCGAGGGCACCAUCUACCUGUGGAACUGGGAUGACAAGGUCAUCAUCUCCGACAUAGAUGGCACCAUCACCAAAUCUGAUGUUUUUGGUCAGAUUCUCCCCCAACUUGGCAAAGACUGGACUCAUCGGGGAAUCGCCAAACUUUACAAUUCAGUGCAUGAGAACGGCUACAAGUUCCUGUACUGCUCGGCGCGAGCCAUCGGCAUGGCCGACAUGACCCGGGGGUACUUGCACUGGGUGAACGACAGCGGCACUCUCCUUCCUCAGGGACCUCUCAUGCUCUCACCCAGCAGUCUGUUCUCUGCCUUCCACAGAGAGGUCAUUGAGAAAAAACCUGAGAAGUUCAAGAUCGAAUGCCUAACAGACAUCAAGAACCUCUUCCACCUUAACAGUCAACCUUUCUAUGCUGCCUUCGGAAACAGGGAAAAUGACGUGUUUGCCUACAAACAAGUGGGUGUGCCUGCAUGUCGGAUAUUCACAGUGAAUCCUAAGGGGGAGUUGAUUCUUGAGCAAUCCAAAGGCAAUAAAACCUCUUACAGCAGGCUGAGUGAGCUGGUGGAGCAUGUUUUCCCAUUGCGAAGCACUAAGCACUGCGCCACCUUCAGCUGUCCGGACUUCAGCUCCUUCUGUUACUGGAGGCAGCCGAUCGCAGAGGUGUGCUUCGAGGAGCUGCUGUAAAUUCAAGAAUGCACUGAUUUAAUUCCUUAACUUACAGGCUGCUAACAUAGCAUCUUGAACUUGUUUUCUGAUGUAGCUGAUAUAUCAGGGAUAUAUUUUUAUAUUCCUAAAUCUCGAAGCAUGCAGUAGGGUCAGUAGUUUGCAGUAUUUAAUGCUUAAACCACACAGAUUGCACAAAAUAACUUUAAAUUAAACAUUCUUUAGGAGAAAACCAUGGAGUUAGAUGCCACAUAGAUGGAGGUUCAUGCAACACUGUUGAAUAUUUAUUAUUUGACAUUUGAACAUAGGUAGAAAUUAGAAAUCUCUAUGUAAAACUCAAUUUACAUAUUCUUCAGCUGAUUUGGUCCAACCAAACCAACCAAUCAGAAUGAAGCAUGUUAUGUUACAUUUAGAGUCUUCAUGAAAUUACAGCUUUUCUGUGUCAUACUCCUAGAGAGGAAUUUCUAAAUAUAUAUCAAAUAUGAAGCAUUAGAAGUUGGCUUUACUUU
This is a messenger RNA of Cyprinodon variegatus (sheepshead minnow), 5149 nucleotides long. RefSeq names its product phosphatidate phosphatase LPIN2-like. Bases 84 to 4661 code for a protein of 1525 amino acids. Gene Ontology annotation, cellular component: endoplasmic reticulum membrane; nucleus; cytosol. Gene Ontology annotation, biological process: cellular response to insulin stimulus; triglyceride biosynthetic process; positive regulation of transcription by RNA polymerase II. Lineage: Eukaryota; Metazoa; Chordata; Actinopteri; Cyprinodontiformes; Cyprinodontidae. The record is from RefSeq and is a predicted model, not a curated record. The transcript has 31 exons. Gene Ontology annotation, molecular function: transcription coactivator activity; phosphatidate phosphatase activity.